GGAGCUCCGCGCUGAUCAACAGCAGAAACACGGAGAAAAAAAGUUCAUUUAUUACCCAAAAAACACCGGUUUCAGCUAGAAUGGAGAGACUGUUCAUCUGAGAGAACUUUUACAGGAGUUUAAUGGAUUUAUUUUCAGCAGUGCUGGGCUCCACCUGAUACCAUGGCUCUGCUGAGGAUUAGGAGCAGUUUCUCGCUGUAUCCAGCUUUACUGCUGCUGUUUUACCAUAAUAGCAAACAGCCAGCUGUCGAGCUGAAGUGCAUCAUGGUCUAGCUCCUCCCACCUGCCCGCAGUAUGAUGGCGUCUGUGGUCUCGUUUGGCACCAGGACCCGGGCCCUGAACCUGAAGGGUGUGGAUCCAGAGACCUGCAUGAUCGUCUUUAAAAACCACUGGGCUCAGGUUUUGCGGAUUCUGGAGAAGCACGAUCCGGCGCGCAGUAACGGGGGGGCGGGACUCCCCCCCUGCCGGCUGGGCCCGAUCCCCGGGGACGAGGCGAGCGCGGUUCAGAACUACGUGGAGCACAUGCUGUUCCUGCUGAUGGAGGAGGAGUCCGGCACGGGCGGAGCCAUGGGCCCCAUCCUGGAGUUUGUGGUGGUGGAGAACGUAAUGGAGAAGCUGUUUCUCUGGAGUCUGCGGCGCGAGUUCACGGACGAUAUGAAGCUGGAGCAGCUGCGCAUGUACGAGAUGCUGGUGGCUCAGUCUCGCCAACCGCUGCUGCACCACAAGCCCAUCCUCAAGCCCCUCAUGAUGGUGCUGUCCGCCUGCUCCGGCCCCUGCGCCCUGGGGCCCUCCUGCGCCCUGGGGCCCAGCAGGAGCUCCGCGAUGGGCCCCGCGGGCCCCGCGGUGGAGGUGGAGCUGGUGCGGCUGCUGCAUCAGCUGUGCCUGGUCCUGGCGCGGGACGCCUCCGUCCUGGAGCUCUUCUUCCACAGCAGUCAGGAUCAGGGAGCCGCCAACUUCCUGCUCUUCUCCCUGCUGGUGCCCUUCGUCCACCGGGACGGCCCCGUGGGGGUGCAGGCCAGGGACGCUCUCACGCUCAUCAUGGCUCUGUCGGCACGCAACGCCGUCGUGGCCAAUCACAUCGCCCAGAACACGUACUUCUGCCCGGUUCUGGCUACAGGUCUGAGUGGUCUGUACUCUUGGCUCCCGGCGAAGUUAGAGGUGUACAGUGAGGGAUGGCACUGUUUAGAGCGAGCUGAUUGGAUGCAGGUUCCCGCCCUCGUCCAGUUCCUCAACUCUCUACACUUCUGUAGCACUGUGUGCAAGGUGGCCCACCCCUCCAUCAGAGAUCAGCUGCUGGGUUACAUCUAUAACGGCUUCCUGGUGCCGGUCAUGGCUCCUGCUUUACAUAAGCUGACUCUGGAGGAAGUGAUGACGACGACAGCGUAUCUGGAGCUGUUUUUGCGGAGUAUCAGUGACCCCGCCCUCCUCCAGACCUUCCUCAUCUUCAUCCUCAGACAUCGCCAUGACAACGUGAACAUCCUGGACACCCUGGUCAGCAGAAUCAACACGCCCUUUCAGUUGGGUACAGUUUCUCUGGCUCUGUUUCGCACUCUGAUUGGUCUGUACUGUGAGGAUGUUAUGCUGCAGCUCAUUCUCAGGUAUCUGAUUCCCUGCACUCACCUGUUGUCCAGCGAGAGACGUAAACUGAGAGAGAGAGACUGCUACUCAUCCGUCGCUGCUGCACUCCUCCAUCUCACUCCAUCCUUCUUCAUCUCCAAACCCUGCCCCUCACCCACUCUGCCCCCUAAACCAGACUACAUCCUCUGGUCAAAGGUCACCGAAGGGCUGCUGAAGGGGAAUAUGGGGCUUGAGGAUCUUUUCUCCGGUGGGGACAAUGCAGCACACUCGCGUUUGACGAACCCAGAGCCCUUGAUGGACAAGAACUACCUCCAGUACCUGAGCGACGCACGCAGCAUCAUCAACACCAGCGUCCAGGCCUGUAGGACAUGGUCUGCACCUUAUAAUGGACUGAACCCUACACCUGAGGAAUACUGUGGGGAGGAGGAGAUAGACGAGCGAGGGAUGGAAAAAGCGAAAGACGUAGAGAUAGAUGCUCCACCUCUGGAGACUCCUCCCCCUCAGCCCCCGACUCCACAGCCUCCCUCUGAAACCAGUUCAAUAUGCGAGCGAGAGAGGGGCGGGACUCUACUGGAGUUAGAAUGGGACGAUACUUUCGACGUUGCUCCGGAAUCAGAGGAAAACCAGCAGAUACAGGAGAAUUCCCACAUAGCGGUGCACUCGAUCCCGGACGAGCCCCCGAAACACAUUCAGGAGAUGAGGAAGAGCGCCAUCAUGCUGAUCCGCGGGUCCUACAUAGAAGAGUCCGACUUCCAAGAUGACGUCUUAGUUUACAGUCUAAUCGCACAGAAAGACGCUAAAGACGACAGAAGAGCUUCCUUCAAAACGACUCAACGAAACCAGAAUCACAACCGCUCACGCAGCCACGUACGAACCGAAACCAACAACAACAACAACAGCGUGCAGCUCCACACGUACAGCAACACGCACAACCACCUACACAACCACCUACAAAACCACAUGAACAUCAUCAACCACGCACGCAACCUCAUCAACCACCCUAAACCUGGAACGGAGUGUCUUCUGGAGUCCAGAAACAGUGGAAAAGCACUCGAGAGUUUUUUAGAAUCAAGCAUCAAUAUAAAGAACCUGGAAUCUAUAGAAUCUGUACAGAUAUUAAAUGGACAUGUCUCUGAGGAAGAGUUCAUCCACCUGGACAAUAAAACCGUCUCACAGGAGCAGGACACACUCCUCAAAACCUCCGGAGAUGACUUCAUUUCCCAGUGUCUCCAGCUGAUCCGCACUUUAGGAGGAGAUGAAGAGAGUAUAGUAGAAGAUGAAGUUCAUUUCCAGAGAUUAACCACGCUGCUGCACGGCGAGGAAGAGGAGGUGGACUUUAAUUCAUUUUAUAAUGAUUAUGAAGAAGAGGAUGAGGAUAAAGCUCCUGAUGGAAAGAACCAUGGCGUCCCAUUUACAGGACCGUUCAUUAGUGUUCUGCUGUCUCGUCUGGAGAACAUGCUGGAGAACUCUGUGGAGGUGAAUCUGCUGGUGACGGGGAUUCUGGCGCAGAUGGCGUCAUAUCCACAACCUCUACUGCGCUGCUUCCUCCUCAGCACACGACCUGCGUUCCAGCCCAGCGUCCGCUCUCUAUACCAGGUUCUGGUUUCUGUUGGUUGCCAGAUUGAGCAGUAUGUAGCGUCCAGGCCGGAGUUUGCUCAGAUGGUGAGAGAAGCUGCUCAGUACCUGUUACUCAAAGACCAAGCCCUAAAGGAUAGAGAGCGGGAUAUCCUGCAGGAGAAUGGAGUCGGCUGGUUUAUGAAUGGACAUGUUCCUGGACGGCUGCUGAAAUCUCUUCCUCCCUGUCCCAAGAUUCCUCCUCAGUCCAGGAACAGAGUGUUCGCCAUGUUCCUCUACGCUGAGUUCCUCAAAGAGCUGGCAGCCAUCGCCCAGGAACACUCCAUCAUCCCUGACUCGCCCACGGAGGAGUAAAACCUCGGAUUUAACAUAUACAUAAACUUUUUACAACGGCACUUUUUCCACUUACAGAGGGGAAAAUAGGUAUUUCAUACACUGACACCUAUAACGAAUAGAGAGGUCUGUAAUAUUUAUCAGAGGUUCACUUCAACUGUGAGAGACAGAAUCUAAAACAACAUUUUUAAAUAAUUAAUGUACAUUUUAUUGCAUGAAAUUCAGAAACCUGAAACCUACAGGUCAGACGUUUCCUGAAGUUCUUAAACAAGUUUGCACAAACUCUACUCUACAGCAGGGAUUUUCGUCCCAAUCCUCCAUAUAGAUCUUCUCCAGAUUUUGAAGAUUUUGGGGAUUUUCAGCUUUUUUCACAGACUUUAUAUUGGGUUCAGGUCUGGAGACCUUGAAAUGCUGCUGUAACAUCAAAAGCUGUUGCUGUUAAUGUGGCUGUGUGUUUUGGGUCAUUGUCAUGCUGGAAGAUCCAGCCACCACUCAUCUUCAAUGCUCUUACUGAGGGAAGGAGGUUGUUGGCCAAAAUCUUGCAAUACAUGGCCUCUUUCCACUUUGCAGAUAAGUAACCCCACAGUAUGAUGCUUCCACCCCCAUGCUUCACAGUUAGGAUGGUAUUAUUGAGGUUGCACUUAUAGUUCUUCUAUCUCUAAACUCAAGCAGGUGCAGUUAAUACAGGUAAUGAGUGCAGAAGAGGAGGAGCUUCUUAAUGACUAAAGAAACAGUAACAGGUCUUAUUUCACACAGUAAAAUGCAAAUUAAUUACUUAAAUAUUUAUUAUAUAUUUUUUAGAUUCUGUCUGUCACAGAUUAAAUUGUAUCUUUGAUAAAAUUUCAGAUUUCUCCAUUCUUUUAUAGGUGGAAAAACUAGUAUCAAAUACUUAUUUCCCCCCCAGAUGUGCAGCCUCAGUACAAUUAUCAUGGAAAUAUAUGUUUUUUUUGUAGCAACAAUCAAAUGCAAGUGUAUAAAAUGUAUAAAGUGUAUAAAAUGUAUAAGUUAAUCCUAUUUACACCAGCCAAUUAAACCCAUCCACUUGGGAGGGGUCAAAAUUCAGUUCUUUUAUAUUCUAUUAUUUUAUUAUUUUAUUUGUAAAGGACAUUGUUGUUGAUUUGUCUUUACUAAUGCACUUUUUCUGAUCAAUAUGAAACAAUUAAUGCUGUUUUUAUUCUGAAUCAUGGGCAUUUCCACAUCAUUCUCAAAAUGUAGCACCUGUGCUUUAAAAAGUAAAGGUGCGAAAACGCAACGCCAUGAACCAAUCACCCCUUCAUCACUCUCUAACAUUGUUGAUUUAUUCUAUAAACUACAGACAACAUUUCUCCCAAAUUCCAAAUAAAAUAUUCUCAUUUAGAGCAUUUAUUUACAGAAAAUAACAAAAAGUUGCAGAGCUUUCAGACCUCAAAUAAUGCAAAGAAAACAAAUUCAUAUUCAUAAAGUUUUAAGAGUUCAGAAAUCAAUAUUUAGUGGAAUAACCCUGGUUGGUUUUUAAUCACAAUGAUUUUUCAUGCAUCUUGGCAUCAUGUUCUCCUCCUCCACCAGUCUUACACACUGCUUUUGGAUAACUUUAUGCUGCUUUACUCCUGGUGCAAAAAUUCAAGCAGUUCAGUUUGGUGGUUUGAUGGUUUGUGAUCAUCCAUCUUCCUCUUGAUUAUAUUCCAGAGGUUUUUAAUUUGGUUAAAUCAAAGAAACUCAUCAUUUUUAAGUGCUCUCUUUAUUAUAGUCUUCAUUAUAAAAAUGGUGGUUCUUCUAUGGCGUCGCUCAGACCUUCUGUGGCACAGUUUCAUUAGUAAUUGAGUGUUCUGCCCACAGCGACUCAGUAAAGCUGCAGAUUAAGGGCCUUAUUUGUUAAAGCUGCUGGCGUGUUCAGACUGGUUUGCUUGUAUAAAAUGAUUAGAGUCACAGUGCACGUGCCUGAGACUGAUGGAAAGCGCACUCAUCAGUGAUCAUCAGAAGAACCCGGCGCUGGAACAGUGUGAGAUAUCAGAUAUACCUCUUCUCUGAUUGGUUGCUCUGUGUUAUUUCAUGGCUUUUUUUCUUCCAGUGUGUUUUUAUUUAUAAAUGCAUUGAAAAGUUAAUUUUUUGUUGCUUCUUUUCUGAAAUUCUUUGCAUCGUUUGGCAGUAAAGCAGACGGCGUGUAUGAAAUUAUACAUUAAAUCUUUUACACUCU
Molecule: messenger RNA, 5659 nt
Organism: Astyanax mexicanus (Mexican tetra)
Lineage: Eukaryota; Metazoa; Chordata; Actinopteri; Characiformes; Acestrorhamphidae
Gene: fhip1ab
Product: FHF complex subunit HOOK interacting protein 1A
Exons: 13
Coding region: 295-3507 (1070 amino acids)
Source: RefSeq, a predicted model, not a curated record